CGGCUUUGUUAUGUCUCUCGCUGUCUUCACCUCGCCGUCGACGCCCGAGCGCGGCGCUCGGAUGGACGAGUGGCUAGGCGCGGGCGGCAGCGGCUGGUGCCACGUGCGGCUGCCUCCGAUUCACCCGGAAUCAUUUGACGUCGAGUGGAACGACGCCGCCGAGGGCCGGCUUGCGCCGGUGCGCGUGCUCAACCGGACCUCUCGUGCGCGGCUGAUCACGAUGCAGCCGCCGUGGGGGCGGCUCGACCGCGACGCAGAGGGAGGCAUCGGCUCGGCGCACAAGGUGGCGUGCACGAUGUACCACGUGCUCGCACUCGAGUGCUUUGCCGCGCGCUGCCACCCCUGCGUGGCACACGCCCGCUUCGCAGCCGUCUUCGAGGACGACGCCGUGUUUGUGCCCGGCACGUCGCCCGGCACUGCGGCGGGCUUUCCCGCGCUCGCCGCCGCCGCCGCCGCCGCUGCCUUUGACGCGCACGGCGUGAACAAGCUGCACCUCGCCGUCCAAAAGGUCAAGGCCGAGGGGCGCAACGGCUCGCCCAACGCGUGCACGCGGCUGCUCGAGACGACGAGCUUCGCGGGCGGCGCGCGGCUGCUCCGCUGCCCGAAGUUCUCCGACUCGCACGCGUAUGUCAUCGAGCACUCGCAGGCGGUGCGGGUGGUGACGGCGUACCGCCUGCUGCUCGAGCGGGACGGGAGGGCCUCAGGCGAGUGCGUCAACCCGUGGUACGGCGAUGGCUGCGCGACCGACCCAGGCGUCCUCGCCGCCUACUUCAAGCAGUGCGACCAGCUCAAAGGGCGCAGGCGGUCGAAUGGCUCCUGUCGUGGCGCCCUGCUCGCCUCGGCUGGCGACACCUGGUCGCUGCGGCACGAGAAGAAGCAAAAGUACCGCGUUGGCCUCGCGUCCACCGGCACCAACGUGAACGUCUACCCGGCGAUCGUCCGGCUGCGAGCGGCCGUUUCGAACGAGACAUUUCUGGCGGAGGCGAGGCGCGCGGGCCAUGCGCUCGCGGGCCGGGGCGCGAGGUCGCAGUGAUGUUUUGAUAUCCUCCUUGCUGUGUGGUCGUGUGACUCGUAUGUCAUUGGAGGUCUCUCGGUCU
Messenger RNA from Emiliania huxleyi CCMP1516, 1097 nucleotides. RefSeq lists its product as hypothetical. Lineage: Eukaryota; Haptophyta; Isochrysidales; Noelaerhabdaceae. Bases 11 to 1033 code for a protein of 340 amino acids. The transcript has 6 exons. The record is from RefSeq and is a predicted model, not a curated record.